UAUUUCAACUCCACAAGUCAUCACAAUCACCACAUUCUCGACCUCUUAAACCUCUCAGAGCUGUCAUGAGCCAGCAAGCAUCCUCGUCCGGUCGCAAGGCGCCUACACAAACUACUGCAAUAGCCACACGUGGUGUCUCCUUGACAGCGUUGAUGCGCAAACGCGCCAAGGACCAGUUCGAGAGUGUCAAACGCGGCGAUGGACCUCUUCCCAUCGGCCAGCCAGCGGCCAAGAAGACGUCUACUAAUGCCGGUGAACCGCUGAGUGCAAGGCCUACAAGCUACACUGUACGAAGUGGCGCCAACAUUGCUGGCGAGCGCGUCAAUUUGCAGCGUAAGCCAACGUCUCAAGGGACAGAAACUGUUCAGCCGCCUGUACGGACUAUUCGCGUCAAAGCAUCUAAAGCACAAUUGAGGCCAUCGAUACCCUCAUCAGAUUCAUCUGCUACCUUGCAGUCUAUGUCGCCCAAUAUCCCAGCCAAUACAGGUGGCCAUGCCAAAAGCAGUACUACGUCGUUUGCUGGCUCACCGGUCAUCCAGCGCGGUACGCCUAAAGCCACACACAGUACACCCGCAAGCCGUCCGAUGCAUUCAAGUGUCGCUUCUGCCAAAACCCAGCAGAUUACAGCAUCGCCAGUCAUGUCAGCCAUGUUGCGCUCGCGCAUUCCACAAGCAACGAGCCGGUCACUGACGCAGCAUGCCUCAUCACCUGGACUGACACCUGGUAGCGGUAAAGCACGGUUUGCAAACCAAGGGGCUGGAUCGCCCAUUGCUGGUAGCGGCAUUCGUGUCAAGGUGGCACCCCUUCAGCAAGGCACACCGACGGGUGUGAAGCGAGCAACGCAGCAGCCAUUGCCGGGCACCAUCAAAACGCCAACAGCUGGAUCCAUUCGUGUCAAAACGACACCAAUGAGUGGCACAAGCCGGCCCAUCGUUAUUAAGGCACGGCCGCAGUGAUCACCACUGCUGGUCAAAUAUAAUGUAUUCUAUCGACUCGUUAGCGCUAGCUUUGGCGUACAGGAAACGACUCUUGCUUAUCUCUAUAUUGCCUUUCCUACACCGUCAACCGUUUCAAUGGCCCGCCAAACUGGCCAAUUCGAUAUAGUGACCCAUGG
Protomyces lactucae-debilis is the source of this 1114-nucleotide messenger RNA. RefSeq lists its product as uncharacterized. Lineage: Eukaryota; Fungi; Ascomycota; Taphrinomycetes; Taphrinales; Protomycetaceae. The transcript has a single exon. Bases 66 to 956 code for a protein of 296 amino acids. The record is from RefSeq and is a predicted model, not a curated record.